Messenger RNA from Odobenus rosmarus divergens (Pacific walrus), 810 nucleotides. Its product is annotated as eukaryotic translation initiation factor 4E-like. Lineage: Eukaryota; Metazoa; Chordata; Mammalia; Carnivora; Odobenidae. Bases 6 to 659 code for a protein of 217 amino acids. The transcript has a single exon. The record is from RefSeq and is a predicted model, not a curated record.
CUAAGAUGGCAACUGUGGGACCGGAAACCACCCCUAGUCUUAAUCCCCCGCCUACAGAAGAAGAGAAAACAGAAUCUAAUCAGGAGGUUGCUAACCCAGAACACUAUAUUAAACAUCCUUUACAGAACAGAUGGGCACUCUGGUUUUUUAAAAAUGAUAAAAGUAAAACUUGGCAAGCAAACCUUCGGCUGAUCUCUAAGUUUGAUACUGUUGAAGACUUUUGGGCUCUGUACAACCACAUCCAGUUGUCUAGUAAUUUAAUGCCAGGCUGUGACUACUCACUUUUUAAGGAUGGUAUUGAGCCUAUGUGGGAAGAUGAGAAAAACAAACGAGAAGGACGAUGGCUAAUUACAUUGAACAAGCAGCAGAGACGAAGUGACCUGGAUCGCUUUUGGCUAGAGACACUGCUGUGCCUUAUUGAAGAAUCUUUUGAUGACUACAGUGAUGAUGUAUGUGGAGCUGUUGUUAAUGUUAGAACUAAAGGUGAUAAGAUAGCAAUAUGGACUACUGAAUGUGAAAACAGAGAGGCUGUUACACAUAUAGGGAGGGUAUACAAGGAAAGGUUAGGACUUCCUCCAAAGAUAGUGAUUGGUUAUCAGUCCCAUGCAGACACAGCUACUAAGAGCGGCUCCACAACUAAAAAUAGGUUUGUUGUUUAAGAAGACACCUUCUGAGUAUUCUCAUAGGAGACUGCGUCAAGCAAUCGAGAUUUGGGAGCUGAACCAAAAGCCUCUUCAAAAGCAGAGUGGACUGCAUUUAAAUUUGACUUCCAUCUGAAUGUUGCUAAGAUAUAAGAGAAGUCUCAUUCGC